GUCAGCAGCCAUGGCAGAGCUCACCCUGGGCCAGAUGCUGGAUUCGGCCAUCGGGACGCCCAAGACUGAGCCCAUCAACUUUGAGAAGCUGCGCAACCUGCUGAAGGGGAUGCUUGUGAACCUGGGCCUGCAGGAUCUGCCCAUCCAGGACAGCGGGGAACCCCUGGAGGGGGCCCCGAAAAUCCCCCCACCUUCCUCUGUGGCUGCUGACAUUGAGGAGUUAAAGCAGAGAACGGAAGCCAAUGAAAGAGAAAUCGCUGAGGUCAGGGCUCUUUGCGAGGGGCUCCGUGUGGAGAUCAACGAGAUGAAGGAGCAGCAGUCCCAAAUGGCAGAGAACAUGCAGAAGAUGCAGGAGACUCUGGACACGGUGAACUUCGAGGAUAUCCUGGAGAACCUCCGUGACCAGUUGGUGGACAGUGUCAUGUCUUCUGUGAAGGACGUGAUGGGCCAGGAUGGACAGGCCCCCCUGGACUGGCCACAGGGCCCUGGCAUGCGCUCAAACCCUUGGGAGGACCACGGGCUGAUUGUCAUCGGCAAUGAAAUCACCCUCGCGGACAGGUUCGCGGCAUCCUCACCAAGGCAGCGGGAUACCCGGGCCCCCAGCCCCAUGCCCUCAAAGUCCAGGGCCGGGGCACAGAGCAGAGGGAAGGACUUGCCACCUGGGGGCACGAGCAGUCCCCGAGUGUCCUUCAUGGAAAGCGACAUGGGAUGGAACAACAUGGGACGGAACAGCAUGGGACCGAUCAAGGACGAAGAGAUGCAGAUGGGCAUCUCCAAGGGAGCGGCUCUUCCCAGCCCAAAGGCAUGGAGCAGAGGGAAGAAGUUGCCGCAGGGGGCUGUGAGCAGCCCCCGAGUCUCCUUCAUGGAAAGCGACAUGGGAUGGAACGACAUGGGACAGAUCCCGGAUGAGGAGAUCAAGAUGGGCAUCUCCAAGGGAGCAGCUCUUCCCAGCCCAAAGGCAUGGAGCAGAGGGAAGAAGUUGCCACGUGGGGCUGUGAGCAGCCCCCGAGUGUCCUUUGUGGAAAGUGACGUGGGAUUGAGUGACGUGGAACAGAGCGGGGAUGAUGAAGAGAUCAAGACAAGCAUCUCAAAGGCAGAGGCCCUUCCCAGCCUCCUGGAUGCUCCCCGUGGGAUGAACGACAUGGAACAGAUCAAACACGAAGAGAUCAAGAUGAGAAUCUCCAAGGCAGAGUCUCUUCCCAGCCCCUUGGGUACUCCCCCUGAGAUGACUGACAUGGAGCAGAUCAAGGACGAAGAGAUGGAGAUGAGCUUCUCUAAGGCUCCUCCCCACGUUCAGACAAAGAGUUUGGAUGGUGAUGUCACUGCCCUGAGAGUGCAUCCAGGAUCCCCUGGCAUCCACACCCCCAUCCAGCCCAUGAAGUCAGUACGAGGCCACCGACCAUCACAGACCCUCUGGAUCCCAGCUGAGAGUGUGGCUGGGACUGACAGUGGCAGCAGGACCCGGACAGCCAAGGAGGCACAAGGAAGGGGCAGCUUCAGGAUGGAGCCCUCCCAGAUCGAACCCGGGAUGAAGAUCCUAAAGGUGUCCUCUCCCGAGUACUUGCCCAGAGACCAGCCCUUCACCAUGCCGUUUCCUGGCCCGCCCUCUCCACCCGGGUCUCCUGCCCUCCCUGUGCUCUCUCCGCCCGGCUCUCCCGCCCGCUCCAGGCGCUCCGAUAUCACCUCCUUCACUCCGCCGCCGUCCCCCGGCCUCACGGGGCGCCUGCCCCCCAUCGUCAAACCCUACCAGGAGCACGGCCAGAGGGAGCAGGUAGAGGGAUAUUCCCGCAGAUCCCCCAUGUACUGUGGGGGCCGGCACACCAGCAUCUGCCCAGUGCAGCCCAUGGAGCCCCUCCUCCCGGACCCCAGCAAGCCCGGCGUGUUUGACCUGGUGGGCAGGGAUGGAAUCGUCUACCGGGGCCGGCAGUGCAGGCCUCCUAUGGGGUCCUGGAUGGAAGGAGCAAGCUAUUCCAACCUGCAGUAA
This is a messenger RNA of Myiozetetes cayanensis, 1984 nucleotides long. RefSeq lists its product as uncharacterized. Lineage: Eukaryota; Metazoa; Chordata; Aves; Passeriformes; Tyrannidae. The transcript has 11 exons. The record is from RefSeq and is a predicted model, not a curated record. Bases 11 to 1984 code for a protein of 657 amino acids.